CAUACACAGAGCAGCAGCGCGGGAGUUCCUCUUCAUAAUUCAUCUAUCUAUUUCGCUGCUCUCAAAAAAUCCAAUGGAAAUUUCUUCCACUUCGAAUCUUUGCUUACACUUAAUUUCUUGUGCAUUUCAAAGAUGCCGUCUAUCUCAACAACUCUGCCGGCUCUCUGCUGUUCUCAAAUCACCAUCUCCUUCCAUCCUUCAAAUUUCCAUUUCUGAUACUGGAAUCGGUAGCUGCUUGGAAGAAUUCCAGGAUCUUAACUGCAGCAGCAUUAUUUCUGCUGAAUUUUGGGAUGGAAUUCUCUCUGUCAAAACUACUGCAAUUUGUGAUGAUGAGAUAUAUCAUUAUCACUUCAAUUUAAGGGAAAACAUUUCCAGCAGCAGAACCCUUACCCGUCUACCUUCGAAUCCUAAGAACGGUCUGAAAUUCAGUGGGACUCAAAUAUGUCUGUCCAUUUCAGAGAGCAUUGAUGUUUUAGUUUCUGAGAUCAAUCACUUCUUUCAAAAGAUGAUGAUCUUGAAUAUCCCAAAUAUUGCAAUUGAACUGUUGAUUGAACGUGAAGAUAUUCCUGGAUCAAGAUGUGAAAAUGUCUUUCUAGCAAAUAGAAGCAAUCCUGGACCUCUUUCAACCUCAAAUGUUGAAUUUCUAAAGUCAGGCCUUGAAGAUUAUGUUUUAAAGCAUGGGAAUUCUCUAACCCAAAAGUGCAGUACAUGCUUUGCAACUUCUGAGUGUCUUAAGGUUGGGAGUGGAAUAGCAUGCAGCACAGAAAGCCAUAAGAGUUCUGGACUCAUGAUGGAAGUGGUGAUUAUAAUAAGUGAGAUAGAGUCAACCUGUCCUUGCUUCAGGGAAUGCAGUUCUAAAACAGAGGUAUUGUAUUUCAAGGAUUUCACACCCUGUUCAAUUUCCCAUUCAACGCUGAAUGUAUUGUCUACCAUUGACUGGAAAAGUUAUGGACUGACUCUGGAGAACGUUGUGGAUCAAGGUGUCUGUGUACUAGAGUGGGAAGACUCACCAUCUCAUUCUCAAAUUGAUAUGGUCCUCCACUGCUACCAUAAGCAAUAUCCAAUGCAUAAAACUCAACUUGAACGGCAUCUCAUAAAAAAAGCAGUUAAAGCUGCAUUGAAUAAUUUGAAGGAGAAACAUCCAGGAAUUCUUCUAAGUGCACAUGCCCUCAAGAUUUGCAGUCAUGCCCCUGACCUUGCAAGAUCUAUUGCUGGCCUCAUCUUGUCAUCUAAUGAUCCAGACUUUCAAGGAGAAUGCUUCUCUCUACUUGGUUUGCAGUCAAGAGAAAUUGGAGCGGAUGUUGUUGAAGAUUGUAUCCAGGAGAAGAUCGUUUCAGUUAUAGAGAUGAAUGACAGGAAGUCCAGGCAACGCAAAGUGGUGGCGCCUUUUCUUUUUGAAGACGACUGCGACCAGGAUUCGAACUAUCAAGACAAAGAAUACGAAGAAGGUGAGGAUGAAUUUAGUUACGUGGAUUAGUAAAUGUAUCUAUGUGUCAAGUUCUUAUCAACUCCUGAGAUUGCUGUAAAGCUUUGUUAGCCCACAUGUAGGCUAUAGUUGUAAAUUGAGGAUGGUUACGGGAUUAGUUUGGGAAGGUCUGUUUUCAA
Messenger RNA from Populus trichocarpa (black cottonwood), 1605 nucleotides. RefSeq names its product type 2 DNA topoisomerase 6 subunit B-like. Gene Ontology annotation, biological process: meiotic DNA double-strand break formation; reciprocal meiotic recombination. The coding region runs from base 74 to 1477 and encodes 467 amino acids. The record is from RefSeq and is a predicted model, not a curated record. Gene Ontology annotation, cellular component: condensed chromosome. Lineage: Eukaryota; Viridiplantae; Streptophyta; Magnoliopsida; Malpighiales; Salicaceae. The transcript is spliced from 12 exons. Gene Ontology annotation, molecular function: protein-macromolecule adaptor activity.